AUGGCUACGGAGAGCGCAGAGAGGCCAGAGCGGGCGUGGGCGGCGCGCUCGCGAGGCGGGAGGGCGGCAGGGGCCCUCCAGGGCGAAGCUGGCCUCGGCGGGGGCCGCGGCGGGCUCCCCGGCUCCCGGGCUACCUCCCGGUUUCGCUGGACGCGGUCGGCGCGCCGUUCCAGAUGCAGAGGCUGCCCGCGCCAGGCCCUCCAGGCGAAGCUGCGCGUGCUGGAGGCCGCGGAUGGCCUCCUGGGUCCAGCGGAUGGUGCGGCCCCCCCCCAGGCGAAGCUGACCAGCGAUGAUAGAGAUCGCGCAGGGCUUCCGCGUGCGGCUGGCCGUGGGGCCGAGCAGAUGGUGGGCGGCAAGCUGGGCAGCGAUGUCUGGGAGCAGCGCGCGCUGUCGGACGCGGCGGGCACGGCUUCAGCAAAGGCUGUCGUGCCCCUUGCGACGAGUUGUUUUCUCCCCUCUUUGAAGGCCAAAACAGCAGGUUCUCAGAGCCUGGCUUGA
Prorocentrum cordatum is the source of this 498-nucleotide messenger RNA. NCBI's taxonomy places the organism in Eukaryota, Dinophyceae, Prorocentrales, Prorocentraceae. The record is from the annotation of a GenBank genome assembly.